Molecule: messenger RNA, 1515 nt
Organism: Orycteropus afer afer
Lineage: Eukaryota; Metazoa; Chordata; Mammalia; Tubulidentata; Orycteropodidae
Gene: CSAD
Product: cysteine sulfinic acid decarboxylase
Biological process (GO): carboxylic acid metabolic process
Cellular component (GO): cytoplasm
Molecular function (GO): sulfinoalanine decarboxylase activity; pyridoxal phosphate binding
Source: RefSeq, a predicted model, not a curated record
CCACCAGAGCUCCUGCAGAAGGAUUUUAUCCUGAUGGCUGACUCAAAACCACUCUCCUCCCUUGAUGGGGACCCCAUGGCCACAGAAGCCCUGCUCUGGGAUGUGUUUGGGAUCGUUGUGGAUGAGGCCAUUCGGAAAGGGACCAGUGCCUCUGAGAAGGUCUGCGAGUGGAAGGAGCCAGAGGAGCUAAAGCAGCUGCUGGAUUUGGAGCUGCGGAGCCAGGGGGAGUCACAGGAGCAGAUCCUGGAGCGGUGCCGGGCUGUGAUUCGCUACAGCGUGAAGACCUGUCACCCUCGGUUCUUCAACCAGCUCUUUUCAGGGUUGGAUCCCCACUCUCUGGCUGGACGCAUUAUCACUGAGAGCCUCAACACCAGCCAGUAUACAUAUGAAAUUGCCCCCGUGUUCAUACUCAUGGAAGAAGAAGUGCUGAAGAAACUCCGGGCCCUGGUGGGCUGGAGCUCUGGGGAUGGGGUCUUCUGCCCUGGUGGCUCCAUCUCCAACAUGUAUGCUAUGAACUUGGCCCGUUACCAGCGCUACCCAGAUUGCAAGCAGAGAGGCCUCCGAGCACUGCCACCCCUGGCCCUCUUCACAUCGAAGGAGUGUCACUACUCCAUCAAGAAGGGAGCUGCUUUUCUGGGACUUGGCACUGACAGUGUCCGAGUGGUCAAGGCAGAUGAGAGAGGGAAAAUGAUCCCUGAGGAUCUGGAGAGGCAGAUCAGCCUGGCUGAGGCUGAGGGUGCUGUGCCAUUCCUGGUCAGUGCCACCUCUGGCACCACUGUAUUGGGGGCCUUUGACCCCCUGGAGGCAGUUGCUGAUGUGUGCCAGCGUCAUGGUCUGUGGCUGCAUGUGGAUGCUGCCUGGGGUGGGAGUGUCCUGCUGUCACAAACACACAGGCAUCUCCUAGAUGGGAUCCAUAGGGCUGACUCAGUGGCCUGGAAUCCCCACAAGCUUCUCACGGCAGGCCUACAGUGCUCAGCUCUUCUUCUCCGGGAUACUUCGAACCUGCUCAAGCGCUGCCACGGCUCCCAGGCCAGCUACCUGUUCCAGCAGGACAAGUUCUAUGAUGUUGCUCUGGACACGGGAGACAAGGUGGUGCAGUGUGGCCGCCGUGUGGACUGUCUGAAGCUGUGGCUCAUGUGGAAGGCACAGGGCGGGCAGGGGCUGGAGCAGCGUGUUGACCGGGCCUUUGUCCUUGCUCGGUACCUAGUGGAAGAAAUAAAGAAGAGAGAAGGAUUUGAGCUGGUCAUGGAGCCUGAAUUUGUCAAUGUGUGUUUCUGGUUCGUGCCCCCCAGUCUGCGGGGAAAACAGAAUAGCCCAGAUUACAGUGAAAGACUGGCUAAGGUGGCCCCAGUUCUCAAGGAACGCAUGGUGAAGGAGGGCUCCAUGAUGAUUGGCUACCAGCCCCAUGGUGCCCGGGGCAACUUCUUCCGCAUGGUUGUGGCCAACCCCAUGCUGACCCAGGACGAUAUAGACUUCCUCCUGGAUGAGUUGGAAAGGCUAGGCCAGGACCUGUGA